Molecule: messenger RNA, 1673 nt
Organism: Platichthys flesus (European flounder)
Lineage: Eukaryota; Metazoa; Chordata; Actinopteri; Pleuronectiformes; Pleuronectidae
Gene: slbp
Product: stem-loop histone mRNA binding protein
Exons: 8
Coding region: 136-987 (283 amino acids)
Biological process (GO): mRNA 3'-end processing by stem-loop binding and cleavage; mRNA transport
Cellular component (GO): histone pre-mRNA 3'end processing complex; cytoplasm
Molecular function (GO): mRNA binding; histone pre-mRNA stem-loop binding
Source: RefSeq, a predicted model, not a curated record
UGCUUCUUCCGGUCACCUGACCCGCUUGAUUGUUCACCGACGCGGGUCUUUCAGUGUUGGAAAGCGAUAGUAACCACAGAAGCCUUUCUCAAAGACUGCGGACACAUUUUACUGAUACUGAUUAUUAUAUUCAACAUGUCUGCAUGGACUGAAGGAAGACGACGCGAUGCUCACAGCAGCCAAGACGACGAAAGGAUCACGGUCCCGCCUCGGGGAUCCCACUGCAGGAAGAGAGGGAUCGAUGGAAACCUGCGGGCCAACAAAGAGGCAGAAGGUAAUGACAGGGAAAACAGCAAGCACACUGACGGCAAGUGCAGAUACUCCGGAAACAGACAAGCCAGUUUCACCACUCCAGAGAGUGCAGGCCCAGUGUCUCGCUGUGGUAGACAGGCUGACUGGGGUAGCCAGGUGGAGAAUGAUGAGAUGAGGAGGGACGUACAGAGAGACAUACAGCGUUACAGGAGGAAGAUACUUGGUGCUGAGGUCACCCAGAGAGAGAGAAAGACCUCCUCUGGCUCUUCUGGGAGCUGUGACUCCAGAGAGGGAGAAAACAUCGAGACAGAUGAGGCUGUGUUGUUACGGCGACAGAAACAGAUCAACUAUGGCAAGAACACAUUGGCCUAUGACAGAUACAUCAAGGAAGUUCCUAAACACGUGCGUCAGCCGGGUGUUCACCCAAAGACCCCCAAUAAAUUCAGGAAGUACAGUCGUCGCUCUUGGGAUCAGCAGAUAAAACUGUGGAAGGUCAAACUGCACGCCUGGGACCCCCCAACAGUGGACUGCCAAGAUAAAGUCCUCAAUAACAUUGAGGAGCUGGGCCUUGAUGACAUCAUGGACAUUGAGCUGGACUUUCCAAACCUUUCUGACUCCCAGAAUGUCCCAUCCUCUCUGACCUCACACAGCCUUUCACUGGAGGGUGAUGACUGUUUGGGUACCCCAGUUAAAAUACAGAAGACAGAAACUAAGGUGGAGCUUGACACGGUGUAGCUCAUCAUCCUGCACAUCUCCAAACACACAUGUUGACACACAGCUCCAUUGGUUUACCUGUUUCCCUGCAACAUCUCCCAUAUCAUGUUACCCUGAAUGAUUGUUCCAGGUACCAUCACCUGUGGUAAUGCCACACACAGCAUCACAAUUUUGUGUAUCUCUGGUCAUUGGUAUUAUUUGGUUCAGCACUGACAUUAGCAUUUUCAUUUGUACUAUUGGUUCUUAACUCGUAUAGUCUUUCAGAGACAAUCUGCUCAGGGAGUCUUUUCUUAUGGUUUCACUUUCCAGUUGCAUGUUAAAGCAAGUUUCUGUCAAUUUCAAUGAAUUAGGGUUUGUUCUUUUCAAAAUACACUUGUGGUUCUGCAGACAUCCCAGUUUGUCAGUGCAAAUCUUAAAACACACACUGCGUGUCCCUGGUAAAUAUAAGGCAAGAAUACAUAGAAAUGAGCAGAACUCUGAAGGUUCUCUAAAUAUUCAAAAGAAAAUGGGUAAACCGAAAGUAAAGUAUUUUCCUUUUAUCAAUUGAUAUUUUCAAGAUUCUUUUUCUUGUAGAAUUUUAACUGGUGCAUUACUGCAGUGAUACUGGGCUUUGAUUUGUUUUUACAUUGGGUUCUUUUUUAAUACAAAUGUUACUAUGUUCUGUAUUGCUUUUUUCUUCAAUGUGAAAUCUUUCCAAUAAAAAGAAA